Molecule: messenger RNA, 1059 nt
Organism: Lobosporangium transversale
Lineage: Eukaryota; Fungi; Mortierellomycota; Mortierellomycetes; Mortierellales; Mortierellaceae
Product: YjeF N-terminal domain-containing protein
Exons: 9
Coding region: 46-852 (268 amino acids)
Cellular component (GO): mitochondrion
Molecular function (GO): NAD(P)HX epimerase activity
Source: RefSeq, a predicted model, not a curated record
CGUGAAUUAGCAUCAUUUGCAUUUCAUGAAAACACUUCAAGAAUCAUGUCCAUCAAAUAUCUCACGCAACGUGCAGCACAAGCGAUCGAUGUUGAACUGAUGUCCCCAACAGGGGGUGGGUUCAGCUUUGAGCAAUUGGUAGAACUUGCUGGCUUUAGUGUAGCUCAAGCCAUCACAAAAGAGUUUAGCAAGGACAAGUAUGGGCGGGUUGUCGUUUUUUCUGGCCCAGGGAACAAUGGUCUCGAUGGCAUGGUAGCUGCUCGGCACCUGCAUCACUUUGGGUAUCAGCCCAAAGUUUACUAUCCAAAGCGUCCUGAUAAACCUGCGUGUAAGAAUAUUAUGAGGCAAUGCACUGAGCUAGACAUCCCAUUUGUCGAUACUCCAGAGGAUGGGUUGUAUGAGAGUGAUUUAGUUGUGGAUGCUAUAUUCGGGUUUAGCUUCAAGGGCGAGGUCAGGCAGCCCUUUGAUACUGCUAUUAAAGCUCUUGAAAAGACACGGCUUCCGAUUGUGUCUGUUGACAUUCCUUCCGCUUGGGACGUUGAAAAAGGCAAUCUGAGUACUCCGGGAAUUCAGCCUACCAUGCUCGUUUCGCUGACAGCACCAAAGGAAGGCGCAAAGGACUUUCAAGGACCUUUUCAUUAUCUUGGUGGGCGAUUCAUUUCCAAGAAAAUGGAGAAAAAAUGGGAAUUGAAUUUACCUCCCUUCCCUGGAACAGAUCAAUGUGUAAAGUUGAACGAAAGCCCUAUCUCCACAGGUGCAAAAGUCGAUCAUCCAGAGAAGAAACAGGGGGAUGUGGCUAAAAAGAUGGAUCAACAUUUCAUGGACAAUGUGGUAUCUCAAGCCUUUGCAUGAUUCUGUUUAUUAUGACCCAGCUUUUUCUUAUUAUUAUUGUUAAAAAGCACUUUUCUCUUAUACGGCCUUUUUGUUCUUCCUUUUUUGUUUUGCUUGCUGAAUAUCGAGUAUAGUAGAUUUUAAGGGACCAAGUAAAGUAGGGAUUUUCAGGGGAAUCGGAUUUAAAUGCGAAAAUAAAAUGGUAGAAUCUCACUACCGCUGGGGAAU